AUGAAGUUCCUACCUCUCCCCGAGUUCGAAGAUGUUACGAGCUCGUUAAACUUUGAUACAGCGGAUUGUCACAUCGAGGGUGGAUGCGAUCUGUACACGACCAAGGCUGCCCGAUCUGAUCGGAAACUCUACAAUCACAUCGAACAAUCCCUCGAAGCCCAAUAUGAAUCGAUCCUUCGUCUUUCGGCGUCAUUGUCCCCACCAAAUGCCCACGAUGCGGCCGAGACAUUGAACCUAUCCCGAUCAAGUCCGUUUGGCCCCCUGAGCGAGCAUUCCAGUCGGCGUACCUUUGCCUAUCUCAUCGCGACGCUCAAUGCCAGCCAUCCCGACUACGACUUCUCGCAUGUGUUGAGGCCCACGGAUUUCCGCCGUGAGCGACACAUGAAGCGUGUGAUGAAUACAGUCAACUCCACACUGUUCAACCUCCGUCCCCGCGAGUCAAUUGAUCUCUCGCCAUCAUCACCAGCCACACUUUCUGGAUCAUACAAUUCUGGCGCCCCUCCCUGGGGCCCUCGGAUGUGGCGGAUUAUGGACGAGCAUAUGUCGCUCAAGGAGUGCUCGGUCUACUCGUACUCCCCUGAGGAGGACCCGUCUGACGCCGAUGAUGGAGCAAUCUGGAGCUUGCAUUACUUCUUCUUCAACCCGCUGCGAAAGCGGGUCUGCUACCUCUAUCUCCGUGCGAUCCCAAUCCUCAGCCACACGCCGCCCGAAGACAACGAGGUUGUCUCUACGCCUCCUGGUAAGCGGACGUUCGACGACGGUUACCUGACGCCCGACCUGAGCUCAAGCAAGCGAGCCCGGUACUGGUUCGGGAGUCGGGCGGAGUCGUCCCUUCAUCAUGCCGAGAACGCGGAUGAUGAGGAUCAGUACGUCCUCAGUGACGAGGAAACCCAUUCGCGUAGGGGCAGCAGGGGCAUGGUUCGGGCGAUGAGUGAGGAGCUUGUGGAUACCAUGGAGAUAUGA
Molecule: messenger RNA, 963 nt
Organism: Penicillium daleae
Lineage: Eukaryota; Fungi; Ascomycota; Eurotiomycetes; Eurotiales; Aspergillaceae
Product: RNA polymerase III-inhibiting protein MAF1
Exons: 2
Coding region: 1-963 (320 amino acids)
Biological process (GO): negative regulation of transcription by RNA polymerase III
Cellular component (GO): nucleus
Molecular function (GO): RNA polymerase III core binding
Source: RefSeq, a predicted model, not a curated record